Penicillium digitatum Pd1 is the source of this 744-nucleotide messenger RNA. The record is from RefSeq and is a predicted model, not a curated record. NCBI's taxonomy places the organism in Eukaryota, Fungi, Ascomycota, Eurotiomycetes, Eurotiales, Aspergillaceae.
AUGUCUCAAACCGUUAGUCAGAUCAUCUUCUUCCGCGUCAAAUCCUCCGUCAAGCCUGAAGACCCGGUCAGCGAAGAAGGCGAGGCUUUACUGAAGAUCUUCCGGACAACCCAACAGCAAAGCGGUCAUAAGCACUCAUCCUGGGGACGCACAGUCGAAGACAAAGAUACCAUCGUCUGGGUGAUAGAUACAUCCAACCCCCCUACGAACCUACGACCUAUGGGUCUAAUCAAACCAACAGACUGGACCGACCCUCGUAGCACAAUAAAUAUCCACCUCCUCGAACCAUUCCUGGCCCCAGAAAAUCCCCAGCCACCGUCAUCGCUCCACGUCACAUUCAGCCCACCACUCUCUUGCACAGAAACCCUAACCAAAAAUCCCGUGACUGAGCUGUGCACGCUGUCAUUCCCAAGCGACCUCGACGUGCUAGCAACAAGGCAGAUCAACGCGGAUUUGAUCAGCUUCCGCACCACACUGGUCGAGCAGCUACCGCAGUCAGCGGGGCCACGGUCGUGGUCGAUGGGACAUGUCGACCGGCCGAGUAAGCUAACGCACGAGAAGAGCCCGAGUGGGCAAGCUUUUGCGCACGUCCUCGCCGUUGGCUGGGAAAAUGGAGAGGCACAUCUCAAGGCCAAGGAGACAGAGAAGUUUGUUCAGGGUAUUGCGCCUCUGAGGGAGAAGAUGCUGCCGCCUAUUCCUGGGUUGGAGAUUAAACAUAUUAGUUUUCAAAAGAUUGAGGGUUAG